Molecule: messenger RNA, 2313 nt
Organism: Culicoides brevitarsis
Lineage: Eukaryota; Metazoa; Arthropoda; Insecta; Diptera; Ceratopogonidae
Gene: Cdk5alpha
Product: cyclin-dependent kinase 5 activator 2
Exons: 5
Coding region: 362-1942 (526 amino acids)
Biological process (GO): axon guidance
Cellular component (GO): growth cone; protein kinase 5 complex; cytoplasm
Molecular function (GO): protein kinase binding; cyclin-dependent protein serine/threonine kinase activator activity
Source: RefSeq, a predicted model, not a curated record
AUUUGUGAAAAAAUCGAAAAAACUCAAAAAUAUCACAGAAAAACUUUUGAUUUUCGGAACUUUUUAGCAAAAAAUCGAGUGAAAAGUGACUGUUACGAAGAAAAAUCCACUUUUGGAUCGCUUUUCUUAUGUUUUUCGGCUAACAAAUUGUGCAAAAAAAAAACUAAAAAUUUUUUGCGUAACUUUCUAAAGUGUACAAAGGAAAUGAAAAAUUUCAGUUUGUAAAAAAUUUAAAAAAAAAAGUGAAUUUAAAUAAAAAAUCGAUUUUUUGUGUGAAAAAUCGAUUAAAAAAAACGAAAAAAAAAAUUUUGUGAAGAAUUUUUAAGAAAAGUCAGCCAAAAUUUAUCACUUAACAUACAAAAUGGGCACGGUACUAAGUUUUAGUCCCCGGGAACGUCGACCCAUAUACUCGACGCAGCACAGCAGCUUCGGCGCUGGCAGCACAGGCACCCUCAGUAACUCGAAUUCGGCGGAUUUCCAGCUGAACAAUUACUCGUACGAGCAGCUGAACAAUGUGAAAAAUCGGGAAAACACGAAACCGCCUAACCUGCAAUCGGUGCCUAAUCACAACAAUCAUCACAACAACUACCAGACGAACAACAAUAACGCGAACAACAACAACCUGACGAGCAUCACGAACCAUCAUCAUCAUCACAACUUGCACGGCAACAGUUUGGCGCUGCUGGGCGCCCAAACGCACAUGAACAACACGAAUCGCGAGAACAACAUGAACAACAAUCAGCAGGAACGGCAGGCAGAUACGGCGCGCAUCCUCUCGGAGAAAAAUGCGCUCGAAAAGAAUCUGAAGAAACACUCGUUGUUCAUCAAUGCGCUCUCGUGGAAGCGACUUGCGGCGUCGCACAACAAAAAGAAGCAACUGACGGCGGACAACAACAAAAACAAGGCUGCCAACUUGCCAACGGCGACAUUUCAAAAUGUGCAUCCGUCGUUGGCCAUGGACAAGAACAAAAAUGCCCAUCAGCAGCAAAAUCAGCAGCAGCAGCAGCAGCAAAAUCAACAACAACAACAAUCAGACUGCAAUGGAGUCGGAGUCGUUGGGCAAGGGCAGACUGUUUAUUUUACGCCAAAUGGACCAAAAUCCUUGCUGCCUUUAGAUCUGAUGCGCGCCAAUAACACGGCGCCGCUUCAACAAACUGACAAACUUGCCACGAAAAUUCCGCUUCAUUUGCCGCUCGCGUUACAGCAACAACAGCAGCAGCAGCAUCAACACGGUCAUGGACCUCGGAAAACUGUCAUUCAGGCGUCAACAUCUGAACUCCUCAAAUGCUUGGGCAUGUUUUUGCACGAUCGUUGCAAGAAACUCCGUGAUUUUCAGGCAGGCGACGCUGUUAUGUGGCUCCGUGCUGUUGACCGAAGUCUUCUUUUGCAAGGAUGGCAGGAUGUUGCCUUCAUCAAUCCAGCGAAUGUCGUGUUUGUCUACAUGUUGGUGCGUGAGAUUGUCGACGGCGAAGAGACAAAAGAGUCUGAAUUGCAAGCGGCUGUAUUGACUUGCCUGUAUUUGUCGUAUUCGUACAUGGGCAACGAAAUUAGUUAUCCGCUGAAGCCAUUUUUGGUCGAAGAUUCGAAGGAUAAGUUUUGGGAUAGGUGUCUUCUAAUUGUUAAUCGAUUAAGCUCAAACAUGCUUCGCAUCAACGCGGAGCCGGGAUUUUUCACGGAAAUUUUUACCGAAUUGAAGGGCUGUGGCACGCCAAUGUCGACAGCAACCACGCCAAACAACAACAAUUCGUCGUCUGCCGUGGCAUCGUCAUCCGUGACACACAACACAACAACCACUACCACGACAACGGCAUACCAUUACAUCAGUAACAGCGCUAGCAACAACAGCAUUAACAAUAACAAUAAUAACAACAACAAUUUGAACAACAACAACAACAAUAAUACCAUCAGUUUAAUCAAUUGCAGUGCAAACGGCACGGCUUGACGCAGAAACCAGCGAGAAGUGGUUGUACGACUUAGUUCCGCCGGUACGCAUCAACAGCAAAAGUAUCAGCACCAAACAACUUUGCAGGAAUUGACGAGUGUCGUUUAACUUCCGGCAUUUUCUUCGCCAUCAUUUUCAUCCUCUUCUUUCGUUUUUCGGUGUGUUUGGAUGCUUGAACGACCGUAAGGCACUGAAAUUAUAUUUUUAUAAAUUUAAAAAAAAAUAAAUCAAAGCGAAAAUGUUGCGUGGGCGUCAAAAUAUCCGCACAACAGGAAACAAUCACUCCAAUUUCCUUUGAACUUUUCCAUCAAUUAACUUUUAAUUAAACAAUUUUUUAGUCAAAUUUUAUCUGAAAAAUCAUAAAAAAAAAA